AUGAAGACCCCUAUCGUUAGAUCAUAUGUUAGGUCAAAAGUGCCGCGGCUGCGUUGGAAUUGUGAUCUUCACAACUCUUUUGUUCAAGCCGUUGAACAACUCGGUGGAGAACAUAGAGCAACUCCUAAGAUGGUUUUACAGUUAAUGGAUGUGAGAGGACUCACAAUAUCACAUGUGAAGAGUCAUCUCCAGAUGUAUAGGAGCAUGAAGUUGGAAGAAUCCAUGCAAGACGAGAUAUUAGCAAAGAGAAGUGUUAGAGUGACAGGACAAGUGACUUGGUGGCAGUUUCAACAGUACCUUCAUAACUAUCAACGUCUUCGAGGCAGUGCCAACCUUUUCCAAAAUCAACCAAGGCAAGAAGACGAAAUGUAUGAGAAAAUAAUAACAUUUGGAGAAUCAAGUAAUGGAAUUAAAGACGCACCAAGUGAAUAUUUUACUUGCAAGUCUCUCUAUGAAUCUUCAAGGGUCCGAGUUAGACGUAGAGCUGAUGAUGACAAUGGUAAAAUUGUUUGUGAUACACGAGAUGAUGGUAAUGUUGUUACUGUGUCACUAAACUCGAUAAAAGCUUCCAAAUGUGAAGAAGAAUUGUCCCUUGAGCUCACUCUUGGUCUCAAGCCUUAAAACUGGAAUUCGAUGCAGAAA
This is a messenger RNA of Raphanus sativus (radish), 642 nucleotides long. Its product is annotated as protein PHR1-LIKE 1-like. The transcript has 6 exons. Lineage: Eukaryota; Viridiplantae; Streptophyta; Magnoliopsida; Brassicales; Brassicaceae. Gene Ontology annotation, molecular function: DNA binding; DNA-binding transcription factor activity. The record is from RefSeq and is a predicted model, not a curated record. Bases 1 to 621 code for a protein of 206 amino acids.